This is a messenger RNA of Dioszegia hungarica, 444 nucleotides long. RefSeq names its product putative ubiquitin-conjugating enzyme e2-16 kda. Lineage: Eukaryota; Fungi; Basidiomycota; Tremellomycetes; Tremellales; Bulleribasidiaceae. The transcript has 8 exons. Bases 1 to 444 code for a protein of 147 amino acids. The record is from RefSeq and is a predicted model, not a curated record. Gene Ontology annotation, cellular component: nucleus. Gene Ontology annotation, molecular function: ubiquitin conjugating enzyme activity. Gene Ontology annotation, biological process: ubiquitin-dependent protein catabolic process; protein polyubiquitination.
AUGGCGUUGAAGCGAAUCAACAAAGAAUUAAUCGAUCUCGGACGUGACCCGCCAUCCUCAUGCUCGGCGGGACCUAUCGGAGACAACCUGUUCCAAUGGCAGGCGACGAUCAUGGGGCCUAGCGACUCACCAUACUCUGGCGGUGUCUUCUUCCUUUCCCUUACCUUCCCCACUGAUUACCCAUUCAAACCCCCAAAGGUGUCCUUCACAACCAAGAUCUACCACCCCAACAUCAAUGCCAACGGCUCGAUCUGUCUCGAUAUCCUCAGGGAUCAGUGGAGUCCUGCUCUGACGAUAUCGAAGGUCUUGUUGUCGAUUUGCUCGAUGUUGACCGAUCCAAACCCGGACGACCCUCUGGUGCCUGAGAUCGCUCAUACGUACAAGUCCGACAGGCCGAGGUAUGAGGCGACCGCGAGGGAGUGGACGAGGAAAUACGCGACAUGA